This is a messenger RNA of Ctenocephalides felis (cat flea), 866 nucleotides long. RefSeq names its product NF-kappa-B essential modulator-like. Gene Ontology annotation, molecular function: K63-linked polyubiquitin modification-dependent protein binding. Gene Ontology annotation, biological process: regulation of canonical NF-kappaB signal transduction. NCBI's taxonomy places the organism in Eukaryota, Metazoa, Arthropoda, Insecta, Siphonaptera, Pulicidae. The record is from RefSeq and is a predicted model, not a curated record. The transcript is spliced from 6 exons. Gene Ontology annotation, cellular component: nucleus; cytoplasm. Bases 1 to 447 code for a protein of 148 amino acids.
AUGACUUUGCAAAUGUCGCAACGACUUCUUCAAUUGAAAAGUGAUGAAAUACUUAAAAAGCAAGAAGAAAUAGAUAACUUAAAGAAGGAUCAACCUGAAAUUGAUGUUUUAAAACAACAGUUGGAUAUUUACAAAGAAGACUUUGAAACUGAAAGAAAAGCUAGAGCAACAUUGGCUGGAGAAAAAGACAAUGCUGUUUCUGACUUACGUAAGCUUCAGCAACGUAAUGAAGAACUUCUACAGCGCUUGAAAAAUAUAGCAGAGCAAAAUAAAUCAACUGCUGCACCUACUGCACCUCCAAAUGACAAUUCUUCUUCCUCCACACAGGACAAUAAAACUAUGUCACCGUCAAACUCUAGUUCUUAUAGUUGUCCAAUGUGCUUCAAUCAGUUUAAAAAUUAUCACACCCUCCAGAGACAUGUAGAAGACUGCGGGGAAGUAGUUUGAACUAUAACGAAUUUCAGAUGGUUUAUCCAUGCCCUAUAUGCCAGUUUGCGUUUUACACAAUUCAGGCACUUGAGAAUCAUGUUGAACGUUGUCUCAAUGCUCAAGUGUGAAUGUAAUCUUAAAUCAGCUAACAUCAAAAUUAUCAUUUAGUAUUAGAGGUAAUUAAGAAAUAUUAUAUAUUUUUAUCUUUGUUUUUAUAUGAAUUUGUCAAAUGCUGCACUGUUUUAUCUAAUUCUUUAUAUUCUUGACUUUUAUUCUUUCGUAUAAAUUAUUUGAUGGCUGGAAAUAAUUAUGAGAGUAAUAUUGCUUUUUUUUGAAAGUUGGAAAAGACUUUUUUGAUAAUUUGGUAUGACAGACUUAAUGAGAGUGUUUGUGUACUUUUAAAAUCAAUAAUACAUAUAUUUAAUUAAUCUACAAUA